Dracunculus medinensis (Guinea worm) is the source of this 399-nucleotide messenger RNA. Lineage: Eukaryota; Metazoa; Nematoda; Chromadorea; Rhabditida; Dracunculidae. The record is from the annotation of a GenBank genome assembly.
AUGGCCCUGUUCACUUUAUUGCUUGUCCUUGCAUCUUUAUGUCACUUUGCUAGCGGAGGUGCUAUGCCUAUAGAUAUAUGUUCUAUGGUUGUUCCCGUAGCGGGACAAAAUCCUGUACGAAGACCUUCAUUACCUGUGGAAAACUGCCAAGAUCGUGAUCCGCCGGCUUGCUUCGAAAUAUUCAAGUACGGAAAUGAUGAAGAUCAAAUACCUGCAGAAAAUCUUGUGCCCACCAACGAUUAUAAAGUUCCAGAGAAUUGUCAAAAAGCUGAAUAUAGAAUGUUAGCUCGUCAAAUGUGCCCACAAAAGUGUGCCACUUGUUGCUUAACUAAGGAAUAUAACUGCCAAAAUGGUAAUUCUUUUUGGUGUAAUUUACGCCUUAUAUAUCCAUUACAAUAA